AUACACCCCUUUAUUCAAUGCAUCAAUUUUACACACAAAAUAUAUGGCUACUCACACAAUAUACAUUGCCCUGCUGAUUAGAAUACAAGUACACGUAUAGGCUUAAACUAGUUUACAACAUUCAAAUGCUGUGGUCAUGCAUCAAAACCAAACCAACCACACAAUAACACACUAUAACGGGGCAAUUCUGAUGCCAAUGCUUGUUGUAUUGCAACAGUUCGGAUCAUCUCAAUAUUUUCCCAGUAGAUUAACUCAGCAUUAAGCUUUUUCCGAAAAGUACACAUGGAGCCUAAUUAAUAGCUGUUGCGAGGCCAGAGGUUCCCUUUCCCCGCCCCAAGAGGUGGCGGCUAAACGCGGACUGAAUAAUGUAUUUUUGUCCCUGCGCCAGCCUCCUAGAAACAGCCUAAGUUACAGUACACAACGGAAAGCCACACUUCACCUGCGUGCACAACUGUUUAGUUACUUGUUGCCACAAAACAAAUAGCUGCACGCUAUUUCUCGGAGGAAGACUCGUGAUGCGCAAUUCCUGAAGGAAUUUAACUACCAUUGUGCAUUUUUGUUCCCCAUCCAGGGGACCAUCUACAGGGAGCAGGAUGGGAUGCUCCGGCAGCUCCCAAACUUCAGCGGUGGAUACGACCCGACCCGGUGCGAAGCCCGAGGAGAGCAACGGAGCCAGCACAACAGGGGCGGCCAAUGAAAAUGGCAACAUAGCCGAGGACAGCGAAACUAUUCCUGACCAAACCCCUGCCGCCGCCGGCGAUGCAAAACCUGCAGAUGAACCUGUUGCAGCUGCAGCAUCUGCAGAUGACCCUGCUGAAGCUCUAUCCGCAGAGGAGGCGCCUCCGCCUGCUGCAGCCAGUCCGCCUGAAGAGGCCGCAGCACCUGCCGAAGCAGCGGCAGCCGAAAGCCCCUCGGAGCCGGCAGCUGCAGCUCCUGAGGAAGAGAAAGUUGAGGCCCCAGCGAGUGAUUCGGAGCCCAAAGCAGAGGAGGCACCAGCUGCCAGUGAAUGAAGUGCAACACGAGCGACCGCGCGGAUGAGUUUGUUGGGAUUGCCUUGUUGUUGUUGUAUGUGCGAGUGAAAGCACGCGUGGGUGUUGGUGUGUGAAAGACGUCGCCUCGUUGCCAAGAUGCAGACCCUGUGAUGAGACGCUUCCACUCAGGGUCGCGCAGCCAUCGCUGAGCCUCGUUUCCCUCAUGACGACGUAUGGCUGGAAUUUUCUGCUCGCAAACGGUUUAUAAAUAUAUACACAGAGUUCUACGGCACUUUGUUUGUUUUCAUCAUCAGUACGGGAUAACUUCAAUUAUAAACUGUCUCUAAGCGUUUCUAUUCAUCAUCUUAUGGAUAUUUAUAAUCACAGAUUGUCUUGAUUCAACACUUUCUUCAACACUCAAUUCUAGAGGAAACUAAAGCCAAAUUUGAUUUAUUAAACAAUGUUAUUUUUUGGGCAGCUGGCUUUGAUUUUACGACCAUGUUUGUAUUGAAUAUGAAGAGUAGAUACUAUGAAGAUUGUAAAAUGAAUACAAGGGCACAAACAAGAUAAGAUUAAAUGACGCAUUGAAAACUUUG
Molecule: messenger RNA, 1567 nt
Organism: Gasterosteus aculeatus aculeatus (three-spined stickleback)
Lineage: Eukaryota; Metazoa; Chordata; Actinopteri; Perciformes; Gasterosteidae
Source: RefSeq, a predicted model, not a curated record